Adelges cooleyi (spruce gall adelgid) is the source of this 1752-nucleotide messenger RNA. RefSeq names its product probable asparagine--tRNA ligase, mitochondrial (gene AsnRS-m). The transcript has 3 exons. Gene Ontology annotation, molecular function: asparagine-tRNA ligase activity; ATP binding. Gene Ontology annotation, cellular component: mitochondrion. Bases 187 to 1605 code for a protein of 472 amino acids. Lineage: Eukaryota; Metazoa; Arthropoda; Insecta; Hemiptera; Adelgidae. Gene Ontology annotation, biological process: asparaginyl-tRNA aminoacylation. The record is from RefSeq and is a predicted model, not a curated record.
CGAGUAUCAAUUUUUGAAUAUGCCAAACGAAAUGAGUAAUGACUUAUUCACUUUACACUUAUACAAUGUUUUUCAGUUUGUAAAAUAAUAAAUAUAUCGUUCAGCUUUUUUUGUACUCAUAAAAAUAUGUCUAAGUCUUUAUUCACUUCGUAUUAAGUUUAAUUAAUAACAAUAUUCAUAGUCGCCAUGUCGCUAUUUAAACUGUGUCCGUUGAAAAGAUUUUAUUCCAGCACUUCGGUCAAAGAUAUUUUCGAAACGCGACCGAUCGGUUGUAAAAAAAAACUAAAGGGAUGGGCCAGAGCGAUGCGCAAAAUGAAAGACAAGAUGUUCGUAGAUCUAGACGACGGUUCUACUCAUCGACGUCUUCAAGUGGUAAUACCCAGAGAUAGGACGCCCGAUUCGCUGUCCUACGGUGCUUCGUUCGAAGCGCAAGGUGUGUUGGCCGUCAAUCGGAACGAUCAGCUCGAAUUGUCCGCCGACUGUGUUUCCGUGCACGGACCGUGUUCUGUCGAGGACGGUUAUCCGUUUGCGCCCAGAAAGACCUACCAAUCCGAUUACGUACGUCAACAUUUACACAUGCGACCGCGUACGGCCGAUUUCGGCAGUCUAUUGCGUAUCAGAGACCGAUUGUCCACGGCCGUCAGGAAUACGUUUUCCAAAGACGGCUACACCGAAGUGAACGUGCCCGUGUUGUCGUCCAACGAUUGCGAAGGCGCCGGCGAAGUGUUUGUAGUUCGGCCUGAAAAUGAAAACAUGAUCAAAACCAUGAUUUCCAAAGACAACCAAUCGUCCUUUGAGGCGUUUUUCAACGGUCGGACGUACUUAACGGUGUCCGGUCAAUUGCAUCUGGAGUGCUUGGCCCGGGCAUUGACCAAAGUGUACACUAUCGGUCCGACGUUUAGAGCGGAGAAUUCCAAAUCCAGACUGCAUUUAUCGGAAUUUUACAUGAUCGAAGCCGAACAAGCUUUUAUCGGCAACAUAGAACAACUGUUGGCCGUCAUAGAAAAUACCACGUCGUCUGUUGUCGAAAAACUGUUAGCCAAUUGCGGCGAUGAAAUUGAUUUUUACAGAAAAUCAAAUGGCACGUCCGAAGAGUACGAUUUAACGAACCUAGUCAAAACUCCGUACGAAGUGAUGAGUUACGAACAAGCGUGCAACGUUCUCGAGAAGGCAAAUGACAAUUUCAAGAAACCUCUAGUCCGAGGUAGAUCGUUGACCAAAGAACACGAAUUGUUUUUAGUCCAAUACAACGGCAACAAACCUAUUUUCGUCGUGGAUUGGCCGCAAGAGCUCAAGCCGUUUUACGCCAAAGCGUCGCCCGACAACAGUUUGUUGGUAUCGACCGUGGAUCUGCUGUGUCCGAACGUCGGCGAAUUAUGCGGCGGCAGCGUACGUGAAGACGAUUACGAUGCGUUACGAGAGAAGCUAUCGCAAAUUGGGUUGCUGGACAAACUGGAUUGGUACUUAGAGUUGAGGAAGUACGGCAACGUGCCGACUGCCGGUUUCGGAAUAGGAUUCGAACGAUUCAUCCAAGUGUUGCUCAACGUCCAAAACAUCAAAGACACCGUCGCGUUCCCUCGUUACCCGCAUAAUUGUAAAACUUAACCAUUUGUAUCGGCAACAUCGUCGAUAUUAUCGAUUUGAGAAAGUUCUCUUUCUCAUUUCUGUGUAGUGAAAAACCUAUUUGUUAUUAUUAAUUGGGUGUACUUGAAAAUAAAUAAAAACUCAACUAAAAAUUUUGUUGAAUUACUC